This is a messenger RNA of Drosophila montana, 942 nucleotides long. It is a transcript of the gene MESR3, whose product is annotated as misexpression suppressor of ras 3. The transcript has a single exon. Gene Ontology annotation, molecular function: RNA polymerase II cis-regulatory region sequence-specific DNA binding; DNA-binding transcription factor activity, RNA polymerase II-specific. The record is from RefSeq and is a predicted model, not a curated record. Lineage: Eukaryota; Metazoa; Arthropoda; Insecta; Diptera; Drosophilidae. Gene Ontology annotation, biological process: regulation of transcription by RNA polymerase II. Gene Ontology annotation, cellular component: nucleus. The coding region runs from base 16 to 852 and encodes 278 amino acids.
UCGUUGUCAUUGCAGAUGUCACAUCAGCUGCAGCAGACACGUCGCCGUUUGGGCUCGGUUAGCGACUCGGCGCCACCGUCGGAGUCCAGUGAGGGCACCGCCUCCUCGGAGCAGCGGGACGAGCUGAUACUGCAUCCGGAUUGGUCGGCACACUCGCAAUCGUCGGCACAGCGCAGCAGCGCCCAUGGCACCACAUCGCUGUACAAUGCAUCCGAUAUCGAUGCGGACACCAUCAGCACGGACACGAGCAGCAAUACGAAUCUGUCGGAGUAUGAGCGCGGCCAGGUGGAGAGCUUCUUUGCCGGCCUGGGCACCGAGAUCUAUGUCAGCGGCGCUCUGGCCAAUCUUUAUGAGGGCACCGGCAACGAUGGCGACUGGCGUCUGGUAUUCACCGGCAUACCCGUGAUACUCCACGACAAGGGCAAUGCUAGGGCGCGAGCCAUGCCCAGGCUCACAUUGGUGCUGGCCGAGCGCGGGUCGUGCUUUGCGUUGUGGUCGGAUCGUGUCGAUAAUCUGUCGAAUUAUCGCAUAGCGGGCCCCUCGUUUCACACCAUGUGCCUGUCGAGCAAUCAUCAGCAAAUGAUUGGCUUCAGUUUCGAUUCGACGGAUGCGGCACGCGAACUCUGGCAGCAUGUGGAGCGCUUGGUCAGCGAUCCCGAGAACAUUGCACUGUCGGCGCCCGGACGCAAACAGAAGAAACAGAAGCGCGUCAAGCCGGCUCCGCUGCCGCCCAAGUCACAGAUAUCGCAUCCGUGCCAGUUCCAUCAUGUGACCAGUGUCCUCAAGGAGGAUAGCGAGCGAUACUACAGCAUGCAGGCAUUCGGGCCGGUCAAUCCGCAGCAGCAUCGUUGAUCAGGGUCGGGCGCGUGGAUCUGGAACACGAGCGCCCUCUGGUGGCAGAAUUAAAGCCCCCAUCAAAUUUACAAAAACAAAGCUCCAGUC